GUCAAAGUUGUGGCAGUGUCAAUUAAAUAAACAAAGCAGAAAAAUUUUUCCAGUUCCCAACGUCGUAUAUCUGGUAAAUUCUAUCUUAGCUGAAAGAGUUCUUAUCAAAAGCUAUAAUCAGUAGUGGCGGUGUAGUUUGAUGCGUUCGCUAACGCGAAUCGCGACGUGCAGAGUUACGGCAACGACAGGAUGACUACCCUACGUGCGAACAAACGGAAACUCCGUUCGGAGCUCAGUGCAUCCUUUGUGAUAAUUUGUUCGCUGGCACUGUUAGGCCAUCGAAGUGGUUGCAAUGGAGAAUCAACAGACAUCGAGCUGGAUGCCAAGGCCAACAAAAUGCAUCAAAUUGAUAGCCUUAAUUUACUGCUGUACACCUUUCUGCUCACGCUGACCGUGCUUACAAUUUGGCUCUUCAAACAUCGGCGGGUUUCCUGGCUUCAUGAAACAGGACUUGCUGUUAUAUAUGGCCUCAUAGUUGGAGCUAUAAUCCGGUAUGCUGGCACUACAACGCCAAUCACUCACGUAGCGGUGGAACCGGAAGUGGACGUGAAAUAUAAUCAGAGUCUGCCCCCGGACACGCUAUGGCUUAUUUUUCCAGGGAAGUUGCCGGUCAAUCCAGACGCACCGGUUCGGGCAAACAAAAGUUAUUCCUACAGUUUCCGUGGUGAAGUUGCCAAACUAGAGGAGAACGAAAUUGACUUGAAAGCAACCUUCGAUCCGGAAAUUUUCUUCAAUAUUAUUUUGCCGCCGAUAAUCUUUCAUGCUGGAUACAGUCUGAAGAGGAAAUAUUUUUUCCGCAAUUUAGGAGCCAUUCUAACAUUUGCCAUAAUAGGGACGACGCUUUCGGCUUUUUUAAUCGGGGCUUUGAUGUACGGUUUUGCACAGAUGAUGCCGAAACUGAGUGCCAGUUUUACGUUUCUCGACAUGCUUUACUUUGGAGCACUGAUAUCACCGACUGAUCCAUUGACAAUAUUAGCGAUAUUUAGUGAUAUGCAUGUCGAUGUCAAUCUGUACGCUUUGGUGUUUGGUGAAAGUGUAUUAAACGAUGCCGUAUCGCUUGUACUUAGCGGAGCUAUUCAAAACUAUGGCGAGCACUACUCAAGCACCGGUGGUUUCGAAGGACAUGCCUUUCUUAGAUCUUUAGGAGACUUUUUUAGCGUAUUUUUCUUUUCACUCUUGAUAGGAGCAUCGAUGGGUUGUAUAACGGCCCUCAUGACAAAAUUUACCCACAUUCGUGAUUUUCCGUUAUUAGAGUCGGCCUUGUUUGUGCUGAUGUCAUACAGUACGUUCCUCAUUGCCGAAGCAGCGGAACUUACAGGUGUCGUGGCUGUAUUGUUCUGUGGUAUAUGUCAAGCGCACUACACGUAUAAUAAUUUAUCGGACGAUUCACGAACUCGAACCAAGCAGAUAUUUGAACUGUUGAAUUUCCUCGCAGAAAAUUUUAUUUUCUCCUACAUCGGUGUGUCGAUGUUCACCUUCCCGAAACAUCACUUCGACCCGCUGUUUAUUUUUAGUGGUUUUAUAUGCGCCGCGAUCGGCCGAGCUGUAAAUAUCUAUCCUCUGUCGGCGUUACUAAACAUUGCUAGAAAGCCAAAGAUUUCGUGGAACUUCCAACAUAUGCUGUUCUUUGCAGGUCUCAGAGGAGCAAUGUCAUUUGCACUAGCAAUUAGAAAUACCGUGUCGGAUGCACGGCAAGCCAUGCUCACCACAACUUCGCUUAUCGUUAUCGCUACUGUAAUUAUUCAAGGUGGCGCAUCUAACUUUUUGCUGAAUUGGUUGAAAAUACCAGUUGGUGUAGAUGAUGAAACGGAAGCGCUACCUUAUCGGGGUGUCAGAAGCGUCUACAACUCGAUGGAGAACACAGCCGGGUCUAUCGACGUUGGCCUGAAUCUAAGUCAGCUGCAAGUUAAUAGAAGAACCAGCUCAUUGGACUUGGAGAACCAAGAUAGCGAAGGGGUAACCACCCCUGGUGGAACGAGGAGAGGAAAUGAGAAAGCCGUUUUGGCUCGCGUUUGGGGUAAUUUCGAUACAAGAUAUAUGAAACCAUUGCUGACCCAUUCACGGCCAACUCUUCUGGAAACGCUUCCGGUGUGCAUGAGUCCAAUCGCGCGACUGUUAACCACUACGGAACAGUUGACGCAGGAGGGCCCCACCCGACGUGCGGAUUCAGACUCAGAUCUGUGCAUCGAUGACGAUGAUCGGACAUCGCGCGGUGAUGGUACCAUUCGGCGUAAUUCGAUCACUCGCGAUGCAAAUAACGCCAUCAACUUGUUCAACUCCCAAAAUGAGAAAGUAAUGAAACGCUUGUGAUUUCUGUUUUAUGAAGCUCUAAACAAAUGAAAACGUAGAAUGACGAACGGAAAAAUAAGAAAAUUCUCUUGCAGGUGUCGAGUAUUUUGCUUGCAAGAAAGCUGUGUAAAUAUUGUUUAAUUUAGAAACAUUACAUUUAUUAUUAGAAAAGAAUUGGUUUAUGCAAUUUGUGGUGUGGUACGAAACAUUGAUGUGCAUAAAAAAACAACAAGAAAAGCUGUAAGAGGUCGGUUAGUUUAAAUAAGAGUUACUAUGGUAAUAGUUCUUUUCUUUCGAUAAUACCAAAUUUCUUACAAACCAUUUCGUUUUUAGUAGUUUUAUACUUUUUUUAAAUUGAAUAUAGAACUUUCAUUUGUACCGACAGUUUCGCCGAAAGUGUAUUAUGUAAUGUGCCAAUGCAAUGAACGUAUGCAUCGAAUAGUGUCAGCCUGGGCUGUAGAAUUUUAAUUUGAUCUAUAUAUUCUGUACAUUGUUCAAAAAUAUCUAUGUACUAAAUAGUAGCCACAGUCGGUAGAGCAUCACAAUUGCAAAUCCAAUGUUGUUCUAUUAAAUUAUAAUUUGAAUGGUUUUACUCCCAACUACUAAAAUUGGCAGUUUCACAUGUUAUGAGCCACGACUAAUAGUUUUAUAAUUUAUAUAAUCCGUACUUAAUUGUUAAGUUUCCCUACAACAGUUUUCACAGAAAACACAGUAGAAUGUUAUCCAUCUCGCUGCUGCAAUAGCAAUGAGUUCCCAAGAAUAGAUGAUAAAUUCCUCCGAGAGGUUAGAUCUUAACACCACGCGGUGACACGAGAAUGGUUUUAACACGAGGCAACCAAGUUAAUAGAAAGCGAAUUGAAUACUUAGAUAUAUCUAUUGUUUUAUUAGAAAUUGUGGAAAAUUUUGCCGAGUAUACAUGAUUUGAAAGAGCAACCUAGCCGUGAGACAGUGAACCAAUUGCAAAACAAGAGUGAAUAAUUUGCCACAAAUACAAUGUCCUCUAUGUGAA
Molecule: messenger RNA, 3298 nt
Organism: Wyeomyia smithii (pitcher-plant mosquito)
Lineage: Eukaryota; Metazoa; Arthropoda; Insecta; Diptera; Culicidae
Gene: Nhe3
Product: sodium/hydrogen exchanger 6
Exons: 15
Coding region: 190-2310 (706 amino acids)
Biological process (GO): sodium ion transport; proton transmembrane transport; regulation of pH
Cellular component (GO): membrane; recycling endosome
Molecular function (GO): sodium:proton antiporter activity
Source: RefSeq, a predicted model, not a curated record